Jaculus jaculus (lesser Egyptian jerboa) is the source of this 498-nucleotide messenger RNA. Its product is annotated as deleted in azoospermia-like. The coding region runs from base 1 to 498 and encodes 165 amino acids. The record is from RefSeq and is a predicted model, not a curated record. Lineage: Eukaryota; Metazoa; Chordata; Mammalia; Rodentia; Dipodidae. Gene Ontology annotation, molecular function: RNA binding. The transcript has 6 exons.
AUGGAUUUUGCUACAACUUCCGAGACUCCAAGUUUAGCCAUCUCCACAGAGGACAACAUCCAGACAUCCUCAGCUGCCAUCAGCCAAGGCUGUGUUAUACUGAAAGACAGAGUCAUUCCAAACACUGUUUUGUUGUCUGCUGCAACUUCUGUGACUCCAAAUUCAAUCAUCUCCAGAGAGGCCAGCACCCAGAUGUCCUCAGCUGCCACCAGCCAAGGCUAUGUUUUACCCGAAGGCAGAGUCAUUCUAAACACUGUUUUUGUUGGCGGAAUUGGUCUUAGGAUGGAUGAAACUGAAAUCAGGGGUGUCUUUGCUAGAUUUGGCUCAGUAAAUGAAGUGAAGAUAAUCAGUGAUAGAUAUGGUUUGUCCAAAGGCUAUGGGUUUGUGUCAUUUUGUAACAAUGUGGAUGUGCAGAAGAUAGUAGAAUCACAGAUAACAUUUCAUGGUAAAAAGCUAAAUCUUGGCCCUGCAAUCAGGAAACAAAAUAUAUGUGAGUAA